This is a messenger RNA of Apis mellifera (honey bee), 870 nucleotides long. RefSeq names its product cell wall integrity and stress response component 1. The coding region runs from base 115 to 852 and encodes 245 amino acids. The transcript is spliced from 2 exons. Gene Ontology annotation, molecular function: chitin binding. Lineage: Eukaryota; Metazoa; Arthropoda; Insecta; Hymenoptera; Apidae. The record is from RefSeq and is a predicted model, not a curated record. Gene Ontology annotation, cellular component: extracellular region.
UAAUGAGGCCAACUAUAAAAAUCGAGUCGAUACCUUUACAAUUUGUUAAUUUGCCUUGUGACAAGCAAUAACAAUAUUUUUUACUUCUUAAAUUCAGAUCAGCUAUUAUUAAAAAUGAAAGGUUUAUAUCUGUCGUUUGUUAUCAUCUCCUUGGCAGCGGCACACACUUCAAAAAAGUCUAAUUGCGUUCGAUACAUUGAUUGUCCAACGGAAGAUUCUACCGAAGUGAUGUUUAUGAAUGAUCCGAAAAACUGUCACAAUUUUUACAAAUGCACAAAAAUGAUAUGUCCAAUAGAAUGCCCAAACCGUGGCAACGGAAAUCGAUUGGUCUGGAAUUCGAAAGAAAAUGUCUGCGAUUGGUCGUUCAAUGUUCCCAAUUUAACAAACUGUCCCGACAUUAAUAAUCCAUCGACGUCAUCGCCACCGACAUCAUCGUCCUCGACACCAUCGUCAUCGACACCAUCGUCAUCGACACCAUCGUCAUUAACACCAUCGUCGUCGACACCAUCGUCAUCGACACUAUCGUCAUCGACACCAUCGUCGUCGACACCAUCGUCAUCGACACCAUCGUCGUCUACACCAUCGUCAUCGACACCAUCAUCGUCGACACCAUCGUCAUCGACACCAUCGUCGUCUACACCAUCGACUUCAAAGUGUCCAAAAAAUGGGAGAAAAAGUAUACCGCAUGAAACAAACUGCAAUUUAUAUUAUUUAUGUAUCAAUGGAGAGAAGACGCUUAAAAAAUGCCUGGAAGGACACAUUUUCAAUCCAUUAAUCGAGAACUGUGACUUACCGAAUCAUUAUCCUCCUUGUCAAAAGAUUAUCUACCCACGAAAAUUAUUCCAUUUUUAAAGAAACGAUCGUUUCAUU